Messenger RNA from Mus musculus (house mouse), 549 nucleotides. RefSeq names its product secretin (gene Sct). Lineage: Eukaryota; Metazoa; Chordata; Mammalia; Rodentia; Muridae. The transcript is spliced from 4 exons. Gene Ontology annotation, biological process: negative regulation of gastrin-induced gastric acid secretion; embryonic digestive tract development; positive regulation of somatostatin secretion. Gene Ontology annotation, cellular component: extracellular region. The record is from RefSeq and is a predicted model, not a curated record. The coding region runs from base 72 to 305 and encodes 77 amino acids. Gene Ontology annotation, molecular function: hormone activity; digestive hormone activity; G protein-coupled receptor binding.
CCGGCAGCUAUAAAGCGGUGGCGCGGGGCUCAGGCUGAAGUUGCAGCAUUUGUCACACCCAGAGCCCGACCAUGGAGCCUCCGCUGCCCACGCCGAUGCUACUGCUGUUGCUGCUGCUGCUCUCCAGUUCCGCCGCGCUCCCUGCACCUCCCAGGACCCCAAGACACUCAGACGGAAUGUUCACCAGCGAGCUCAGCCGCUUGCAGGACAGUGCCAGGCUGCAGCGCCUGCUGCAGGGUCUGGUGGGGAAGCGCAGGACACAGAAAAUAUCCCAGAGAACAGCCUGGCCCGGUCCAAGCCCUUAGAGGACCAGCUCUGCUUGCUGUGGUCGAACACUCAGACCCUACAGGACUGUCCCCUCUCCUUCCACAGGCUUCUGCCCAGGCUGUCCCUGGAUGGGUCCCUGUCUCUCUGGCUGCCUCCUGGACCAAGGUCUGCUGUUGAUCGUUCAGAGUGGACUGAAACAACCAGGCCACCCAGAUGAGGGAGGAAGAGUCUCUAGGACCCUGGCUGGAGUAGGGAUUGGUUGUCCUUGGCAUCAAUAAAAAA